GUUCAAAUCAAAUGACAAGACUUUUAGUUCAUUUCUCCCCAUAUCCAUUUUUGAAAUGAUUCAUUCUUCUCUCACAAAAUUUUUGUCAACAGUAAUCAGCAUCAGGGAAUAAGAUGCAAUGGGAUUCCUUUCCUCCCCUUAUAUAAAGGAAGGUCGCCAAACCAUACUAAUACCAAACACACAACCAACAAUCAAACUCUUCUGAAAAAAGUAGUACCUCAAAGCUUCAACUCCCUUUUUGUCCCCCUCUCUUUUGUUGUUACAAUAUGGAGGACAAAAAAGCGAUGAAGAUGGAUGCCAUGAAGAGAGGAGAAACAGGUGAAAUGGAUGAGGAAAAAUGGGUUUAUGAUUCUUCAAUGGAUCAUAAAGGCAGAGUUCCUUCAAGAGCUUCAACUGGCGUCUGGAAGGCUUCUCUUUUCAUCAUUGCAAUUGAAUUCAGCGAGAGGUUGAGCUAUUUUGGAAUAGCAACAAGCUUAAUCAUAUACUUGACCAAGGUCCUUCAUCAAGACCUCAAAACAGCCGCCAAGAACGUCAAUUGCUGGGCUGGAGUUACAACUUUAAUGCCACUUCUUGGUGGAUUUGUAGCUGAUUCAUACCUGGGCCGUUUCUCCACUGUUCUAGUCUCCUCCAUCGUCUACAUUUUGGUACUUUCUCCCUUCCAAGUGUUUUUUUUUUUUUUUUUUUAAAUACUAAUAUGGAUUCACGUCAAUGAUCACUAUACAAAAAAUCAUUAUUUGUACUCUCUCUGACUCGAAAUUAUUGUACACUUUAGAUUUUUACUUUUAGUUCAAAUUGCACCAAAAGUAAAAUAUCAAACUAGAUGGGAUUGAGGGAGUUAAACAUUUAGAAAUGUAAUAGAGAACUAUCUCAGCCAGAAUUUUGAUGUUUACUUCACAUUUUUUUUUUUGGUUGAUGAAUAGGGUCUGCUUCUGUUAACCAUGUCAAGCACAAUCCCUGCUCUGAAACCAUGUGACAACACCAUUUGCCUGGAGCCCAGAAAGGUGCAUGAAGUCAUAUUCUUCCUAGGCAUCUAUUUGAUCUCCAUGGGAACAGGAGGACACAAGCCUUCACUAGAGAGUUUUGGGGCUGACCAGUUUGAUGAUAAUGAUGCAGCAGAAAGAAGGAAAAAGAUGUCCUUUUUCAAUUGGUGGAACUCUGGGCUCUGCUGUGGACUUUUACUUGCAGUUACUGUGAUUGUGUAUGUGCAAGAUCAGGUCAGUUGGGCUGUUGCUGAUAUCACACUUACAAUGGUAAUGGCCACUACCAUUGUGAUCUUCUGUGCCGGGAGGCCAUUUUACCGCUACCGGAAGGCUUCUGGAAGUCCGUUUACUCCAAUGCUGCAAGUGAUUGUGGCAGCAAUCACAAAGAGAAAGUUACCAUACCCUUCAAGCCCUGCUGAAUUAUACGAAGUCCCCAAGUCGGCCGAGACAAGGGGAAGACACUUGUGUCAUACUGAGAGACUCAAGUUUCUUGACAAAGCCGCGAUUGUGGAUGAAAAGUACAUUUCUGCAGACAGAAAACCAUCUCCAUGGAAGCUUGCGACUGUAACUGAAGUGGAGGAACUUAAACUGAUAAUCAACAUCUUUCCCAUUUGGUUGACAACAUUGCAGUUUGGCAUUACAGUAGCACAAGCCUCAACAUUCUUCAUCAAACAAGGAGUGACAUUGGACCGAAAGAUCUUCAAUGGCUUUCUGAUUCCACCAGCCUCAAUUUUUGGCAUUACGGCCAUUGGCAUGAUAGCAGCUGUCACUGUUUACGACAAGAUACUUGUGCCUUUCCUUAGAAAGAUCACAGGAAACGAAAGGGGCAUCAACAUUCUUCAAAGGAUUGGCAUCGGUAUGAUUUUCUCAAUCAUAACGAUGGUGGUUGCAGCUUUGGUUGAGAGGAAGAGAUUGAGGAUUGUGGAAGAGAACCCAUUAAAGGGUUCAACUUCAAUGAGUGUCUUUUGGCUGGUUCCACAAUUCCUAAUCAUUGGCAUUGGAGAUGGAUUUACUCUAGUAGGGUUGCAGGAAUAUUUCUAUGACCAAGUUCCAGAUACCAUGCGAAGCUUAGGAAUUGCAUUAUACCUAAGUGUACUUGGAGCAGGAAGCUUCCUGAGUAGCCUGUUGAUCACCAUAGUCGAUCACAUCACCGAGAAGACCGGUAAGAGUUGGUUUGGCAAAGACAUGAACAGCAGCCGAUUGGAUUACUUUUACGGCAUGCUGGCAGUCAUGACUGUUGCAAACUUGGCCAUCUAUGUGCUCGUUGCCAGGCGAUAUUCAUACAAGAACGUGCAGAGAACAACUGUGGCAGUGGCCGACUGCUUUCCAGAUGAUGGUGUUGAAGCAAUGGCAUAA
Messenger RNA from Oldenlandia corymbosa var. corymbosa, 2336 nucleotides. The record is from the annotation of a GenBank genome assembly. Lineage: Eukaryota; Viridiplantae; Streptophyta; Magnoliopsida; Gentianales; Rubiaceae.